AUGUCUGAUAACGAAUUUUUAGGUGGUGGUUUGUUUGAUGAACCAGAGGAUUUCCUUCCUCCUCCUCCUCCUGCCCAUUUUGCAAAUUAUGAGAGAUCAUAUGUAUCUGACUCCUCUGCCUCUCAGAAGAAGGAUAUCAAGUUGAGAUUGGUUGGUACAUCCCCAUUAUGGGGACAUUUAUUAUGGAAUGCUGGUAUUUAUACUGCUAAACAUUUAGAUAAAUACCCUGAAUUGGUUAAAGAUAAGAACGUCUUAGAAUUAGGUGCUGCUAGCGCGUUACCUUCACUAGUCUCAUCAUUGAUUGGUGCUAAAAAAGUUGUUUCGACAGAUUACCCAGAUGCUGAUUUGUUAGCAAAUAUUCAAUAUAACAUUGACCAUGAAAUAUUUAAUGGUAAAGAACUAUCAACAGACAGUAAAGAAAAAGAACUCGAAUUGAAGAACAGAAAUUUGAUUGUGGAAGGUUAUAUUUGGGGCAAUGAUUACACAUCCUUGACUAAUCAUCUUGACGGAGAUGAUAAGUUUGAUUUAAUGAUUUUAAGUGAUUUAGUUUUCAACCAUACCGAGCAUCAUAAAUUAUUAAAAACUACAAAAGACCUAUUGGCUAAAGAAGGUAAAGCCUUAGUAGUUUUUUCCCCACACAGACCAUGGCUACUAGAUGCGGAUCUUGGAUUUUUCGAAACUGCAAAGGAAUAUGAUCUUGUUCCACAAAAAAUUGAGGUGGUCAAUUGGAAACCUAUGUUCGAGGAAGAUGACGAGACAAUUGAAAUCAGAUCUCGUGUCUAUGCAUUUUAUUUAACUCAUAAAUAA
Messenger RNA from Tetrapisispora phaffii CBS 4417, 807 nucleotides. RefSeq names its product S-adenosylmethionine-dependent methyltransferase (gene NNT1). Gene Ontology annotation, molecular function: protein-lysine N-methyltransferase activity. Gene Ontology annotation, biological process: peptidyl-lysine dimethylation. The record is from RefSeq and is a predicted model, not a curated record. The transcript has a single exon. The coding region runs from base 1 to 807 and encodes 268 amino acids. NCBI's taxonomy places the organism in Eukaryota, Fungi, Ascomycota, Saccharomycetes, Saccharomycetales, Saccharomycetaceae.